GAGGAGGAAGGAAGGAGGAGGAAGGAAGGAAGAAGGAAGGAAGGAGGAGGAAGGAAGGAGGAGGAAGGAAGAAGGAAGGAAGGAAGAUGGGAGGAGGAGGAGGAAGGAAGGAAGGAAGGAGGAAGGAAGGAAGAAGGAAGGAGGAGGAAGGAAGGAAGGAGGAGGAAGGAAGGAAGGAGGAGGAAGGAAGGAAGGAAGGAAGGAAGGAGGAGGAAGGAAGGAGGAGGAAGGAAGGAGGAGGAAGGAAGGAAGAAGGAAGGAGGAAGGAAGGAAAGAAGGAAGGAAAGAAGGAAGGAAGAUGGGAGGAGGAGGAGGAGGAGGAGGAGGAGGAAGGAAGGAGGAAGGAAGGAAGGAAGAAGGAAGGAGGAGGAGGAGGAAGGAAGGAGGAGGAGGAAGGAAGGAAGGAAGAAGGAAGGAGGAAGGAAGGAGGAGGAAGGAAGGAGGAGGAAGGAAGGAGGAAGGAAGGAGGAGGAAGGAAGGAAGGAGGAGGAAGGAAGGAAGAAGGAAGGAGGAGGAAGGAAGGAGGAGGAAGGAAGGAAGGAGGAGGAAGGAAGGAGGAAGGAAGGAGGAAGGAAGGAAGAAGGAAGGAAGAAGGAAGGAGGAAGGAAGGAGGAGGAAGGAAGGAGGAGGAAGGAAGGAAGAAGGAAGGAAGAUGGGAGGAGGAGGAGGAGGAGGAGGAAGGAGGAGGAAGGAAGGAAGGAGGAGGAAGGAAGGAAGGAAGGAAGAAGGAAGGAAGAAGGAAGGAAGGAGGAAGGAAGGAGGAGGAAGGAAGGAAGAAGGAAGGAAGAAGGAAGGAAGGAGGGAGGAAGGAAGGAAGAUGGGAGGAGGAGGAGGAGGAGGAGGAGGAGGAGGAGGAAGGAAGGAAGGAAGAAGGAAGGAAGGAGGAAGGAAGAAGGAAGGAAGGAGGAAGGAAGGAGGAGGAAGGAAGGAAGAAGGAAGGAAGGAAAGAAGGAAGGAGGAAGGAAGGAAGAAGGAAGGAGGAAGGAAGAAGGAAGGAAGAAGGAAGGAAGAAGGAAGGAAGGAGGAAGGAAGAAGGAAGGAAGAAGGAAGGAGGAGGAGGAGAGAGAGAGAGAGAGAGAGAGAGAGAGAGAGAGAGAGAGAGAGAGAGAGAGAGAGAGAGAGAGAGAGAGAGAGAGAGAGAGAGAGAGAGAGAGAGAGAGAGAGAGAGAGAGAGAGAGAGAGAGA
Molecule: messenger RNA, 1185 nt
Organism: Ahaetulla prasina
Lineage: Eukaryota; Metazoa; Chordata; Lepidosauria; Squamata; Colubridae
Product: trichohyalin-like
Exons: 2
Source: RefSeq, a predicted model, not a curated record